GGCGGGCAUGGCCGACUGGCCAGAAUGUACCGUAACUCAAACUCAUACGUACUUCGCCAUGGAAGACCCCUGCAGGGCGUUCAUCACAGUCAGUGCCACUGAACGGGGUAACCCGUGUCUCAUCGUGGAUAACUACCGGUUCUGCCUCCGCCGUCAAGGCUCAGGGGCAGGAAUCCUGCGGUGGAAGUGUUCUGCCAGCCAUUGCUAUGUUGCCUUCAUCACCGAUGAAUCGUACAAUUUCAUCAAGUGGGGUGGCACCACUCAACACGUCAUGGGGACGGCUGCGCCUGACGGCUCACGCAGAAGCCACCGCAUGUCUGACGCCGUGGCUAUGCGGCAACUCGUACGGGCGAGCGCCAAGCGAAAGGCACUCGACAAUUUGAACAUGCUUCCCUCGAAGGUCAUAAUUGACGCGUUGAUGGAGGUCGACACGGGUCCUGAGGAACAUCUAGUGGAUCACGACUUAACUUUGUGCACCAGAGCCAUAGAACGUGUGAGGUCCGUGAAGAAAAAACGCCGCCAGUCCAGCGUGGCAAACACACCACCACCAUCGUCGUCGUCAUCAUCAUCAUCAUCACCAACACUGCUAGACCCGAUACGUCUGACUUAUCCGCAGACGUGGUCCUCAUCACCUCUAUCACAAACACCUUACAACUUUCACCACGAAGCAGCAUCAGUUCAAACACCUAACAAUUUUCACCACGAAGCAGCAUCAGUUCAAACACCUUACAAUUUUCACCACGAAGCAUCAUCAAUUGGAACACCUUACACCUUUCACCACGACGUAGCACCAAUGGCAGCAAGCACGGGAGUGCCGAUGUGUUUCACCUUCCAUCCGCAGACGUGGCCCUCUUCACCUCUUACUCAAACUUGUGAUAUUCAAACGUAUAAAUAG
This is a messenger RNA of Thrips palmi, 895 nucleotides long. RefSeq lists its product as uncharacterized. The record is from RefSeq and is a predicted model, not a curated record. NCBI's taxonomy places the organism in Eukaryota, Metazoa, Arthropoda, Insecta, Thysanoptera, Thripidae. The transcript is spliced from 4 exons. The coding region runs from base 8 to 895 and encodes 295 amino acids.